Messenger RNA from Bombus impatiens (common eastern bumble bee), 637 nucleotides. RefSeq lists its product as uncharacterized. The record is from RefSeq and is a predicted model, not a curated record. Lineage: Eukaryota; Metazoa; Arthropoda; Insecta; Hymenoptera; Apidae. The coding region runs from base 260 to 637 and encodes 125 amino acids. The transcript has 2 exons.
UAACAUUUAAACUCACAACCACGAGGUAAGCUCGUUUAUUGCAUUGUCUUCACAAUCUACUAUACCAAUGGAGAACACAGAUAAAAUUACCUCCUUGCAUCGGAGACGAGGCUUUCAAAUCGGCCGAUUUACUACUCUAUCUACACAACGGUACCAACUUCGUUGGCGCCAACAACGAAUUACGAGAGCUCUGAAACCUUCUGCAGUCCGACGAUCAUAAGGUAAAGGUUCAGUCCUUUUUAACCGACCGACGGAUCGAAUGGCGCUUCAUUCCUCCCAACUAACAUCACUUCGGCGGGUUGUGGGAGGCUGCAGUGAAAUCCUUCAAACCACAUCUCAGACGUAUCGUAGCUGGCAACAUAUUCAAAAACUCAAACAUUUCUGGCGCCACUGGCAUCGAGAGUAUCUGAACGAGCUGAACAUCCGAAACAAAUGUAGUAAGGGCAGUCACGACAUACGAGAAGGCGCCAUCGUCAUUCUCAGAGAAGACAACGUUCCCCCAAUGCAAUGGCCACUGGGCAGAAUCAUCAAGGUCCAACCCGGCGCAGACGCAUCAUACGGACGGCUACCGUUCGAUCGGAGCAUCAAGCAGAUGGUAGCACUCACUACCAUGCAGGGAUACUGGACGAACGACUGA